Phytophthora nicotianae INRA-310 is the source of this 1991-nucleotide messenger RNA. RefSeq lists its product as hypothetical. The record is from RefSeq and is a predicted model, not a curated record. Gene Ontology annotation, molecular function: S-adenosylmethionine-dependent methyltransferase activity. Lineage: Eukaryota; Oomycota; Peronosporomycetes; Peronosporales; Peronosporaceae. The transcript has a single exon. Bases 102 to 1808 code for a protein of 568 amino acids.
GAUUACUCAGAUGUCGAGUCGCAUAGACGUGCUCUUUUCAUGCAUCACCGACUUGGCUUGAAGCCGUCAUUUGGCGACAAGACGUCCAAGACUCAGGCAGCAUGGCGCCUGGUGAAGGUGUGGCUGGCAGCGAGGCGCGGUGCCCAAGCGUGCGCGAAUUCUACGACGGCAUCUUUCACUCUCCCAUCUACGCGGAGUACCACCGAGUGUGCUGCAAUGUGGGCUUCCACCCUCGCGGUGACACUCAUGUCAACUCGAGUGCCGCUGCUGUUGCCGCCGUCACCAGUGGGGAUGUGAGCGGGGACGCGCCUUCCAGCAAAUUCCAGGCUCAAUACCCGGCCGACAGGUUCCAGUUGCAGCUCUACGACAACCUGAUGGACGUCGAUGCGCAGCACGACGCGCGACGCAACGAGAUCUUUACGAUCUUGGACUUGGGCUGUGGCGCAGGCGGUGGUCUGUGCGAACUGCAGACACUGUACCCUAAAGCUGAGGUUGUGGGACUGGACAUCUCCAUCCAAGCUCUGGAACGGAGCAAAGAGGUGUGGAACUACUUCACAGAGCAGAUGCCUGAGUUCCAGGAGAAGAAGCUGCGACUGUAUCAGCAUUCAUGCGAGAGGAUGAAGGGACUACUCACCCACUCAGUGGACGUGGCAGUAGCCGUUCAAAGCUUGCAGGAGGUGCAGAAUCUCGGCAGAGCCGUGAACGAGAUCGCACGCGUGCUCAAGCCUGGAGGACUUCUGUUCGUCGCGGACUUUAUCCCGCCUGACGUGACAGCGGAUCACUUGGAACAUUCGUUGCUGUCCCCUAUUUCAUCAGCACAGAACAAAACUCCACUAUUUGAGAUCGUACAGGAGCAAUUGGUGUCAUACGAAGCAGCGAUGGGUGCGAAACUCAGCUCAGGCAGCACCCGCGAGUUGAUCCAUCAGUUCACACCCCAGGAGUUCCAUUCGGAGCUCGAGACCUUUUUCUUCGUCGAGCACUCGCCACUAUAUGAAUUGUUACGUCGUGACCAGAUGGGCUACCGCUUGUUGUGUCUGCGGAAGACUGACGAAUGCAGCACAGACGAAGAGGAAGAUAUCCGACAUGUAACUGAUUGGGUUGGUGACGGAUUGGACUACUCAUCGGACGAAGAGAUUCAGGAUGAUGAUGCCCCCAACUACUAUCCGUAUCAAGAGUUAUUCCCACAACUUGACACGCUGAAGGAUAAUUACAAUGUGAUUCUGGAGGAGAUGCAGGCUGUGCAGCAAAUGGCGACGUGGCCGUUCUGGCCGGAGAAACACUAUACUGAAGGGGACAGUGAGUGGCGUGUGUUCCCGUUUUGCUACACGUUCCCAGCCUACGACGCGUCCAAGACGACGUGGGUGUCUACCACGUGUUCCAUGUGUCCUCGGACGGCAGAAAUCCUCAAGAGUUUGCCGAACAUUCGCACUGCGUUGUUCUCCAAGUUAGGCCCCAACACGACGCUGACUGCACACCGUGGCUGGGCGGACCUGGCCAAUCAUGUUCUCCGUGUCCACUUUCCUCUCGUAGUGCCUAGGCUGCCCAACGGAGAUCCAUGCUGUGCUAUGGUAGUGGGCGGAGAGACCACGUACCACGCUGAGCGAGAGUUCAUCGUGUUUGACGACAGCAAACUGCACUACGCAUUCAACCACCAUCCAGAUGAGACGCGUCUGGUGCUGAUCAUCGACUUCUACCGUCCGGAUCAGCUGCCGAGGGGCCGUGCUCGUGGCGGUCAUUCGGACGAAUUGGACGAGUUCAUCGAGACUUUCGGCAAGCAAACAUUGCUCAGCGGCAGUGAAGAAAGCUGAGAGAAGAAAGCGAAAAUUGAUAGUGGGGGUAUUAACGGCCUGUGGGAUUGAAUCAGGGUGUUGGUACCCUGGACAAUGUCACUCUUGAAAUGGGUCACCCCUGCUUUAGCUUAAUGUUAAAUAAACCUGUCCAUAGUUCGUCAAUUACGACACAAUGCAGCACUAGUUAGUCACUUUCCUCCC